Messenger RNA from Arachis ipaensis, 1750 nucleotides. Lineage: Eukaryota; Viridiplantae; Streptophyta; Magnoliopsida; Fabales; Fabaceae. The record is from RefSeq and is a predicted model, not a curated record.
UCGAAAACAUUGAACGAAGGAACCCCUCCCCAAUAGAAGCUCGCACAACUCGCGCUCCCAACGAGGGAUCCUCAGCUUGCGCCAAACCUAGGUCUCCAGCCACUCCCGGUCGCUCAGGUCUCUCCACCAGUCUUCACAGCUUCCGAUUGAGAUCAAGUUGAAACAGGCACCCUUUAUCUUCUAAGAUGGCCAGAAAAGGUCGUUUCAUGAAAAAAUCGAAAGUAGGACCAGGAUGUCAGCAACCACAAAUGGCUCCGCCUCCGGCCUCUGCUACCCACCGCGAUGACUCUGAAAUACUCCCGGAUAGUGGUGAUAGUGUCCCUCCAACUUCACGCCCGUUCCUUCCGCCGCGCAGUGUACCAAGGCCUGCUCCACAAACGAGCACAACUACCAUUCAGAACUCAGAGCCAAGCCGUGUAAACUCUACGGAUAAUGCUAAUGAUGUAGAUUCUGUUGAUCAAGAAGCUGAUGACUCGUUUGUUGAUUCUAGAGCUCAGAAUCACAAAGGACGCAAGACAACAGAGUUUUAGGAAGUCAGGAUAAUCGAUUCUGAUGGCACAAUCAAGCCGGCAAGACUAAGCGUCAGGGAGGCUAUGGAAAGGCCUAACGGUAGAAAGAUCGUGCUCAGGUUCAACAAGGCAAAGCAAGCAAUUGGAAACAAGGCUGGACUGUUGAGUGGCGUGCUUGGUCUGUUAGGAUCUGAUUUUGGGAAAUUUCAUAUCUGCGAGGAAAGUUGGCGCAAGAUUACCACCAAGGACAAAGUUUAUAAUGAAUGUGUCAAGCAUAUUUUCCACAUUGAUGAAGAUAGCGAAGGAACCAUCAAAAAAAAUAUUUUGAAAGCUAUGGAAAAGUCCUGGAAGGAGACAAGGCUGAGGUUGUAUAAUGCUUAUUUCGAGCCAAUGUUCACGACUGAACAAAAUAUUGAGAACCGUCCGCCGGGAAUAUAUCGAGAGCAUUGGAGAUGGUACCUUGACUAUCGCGCCAAACCCGAGACGAAGAAGAAGUGCAAGAAAAAUGCGAAGAAUCGAUCAAAACAACAGUAUACCCACACUGGCGGUUCGAAGAGCUUUGCACGGCGUUUGGAAGAAGAGUCGGAAGAACAAGGGAGAAUAGUCGGUAGAGGAGAGUUAUGGAUAAAGGUGCACAAAAAAAGGACGGCUCCUAUAUGAAUGAUGAAGCAAGAGCAAUCGGUGAAAGAAUUGAGGAGAUUGAGCAGCAGGAUGAGUCAUCAAGGGUGUUGUCUCAAAAUGAUUCCAUUGCUCAGGUUUUCAGAAAAGAGAAACCGGGUAGAGUACGUGGUGUGGGUUUUGGACCGACUCCUAGUCAACUCUUCGGUCCAAAUUCACAUGGGUCUGGCAACGGAGUCCAACUAGAGGAGACUCAGAGGAAGCUGCUUGAACUGCAGGCAGAGCUUGAAGACGAGAAGUUGAAGAGGAAGGCGAUGGAGGAUGAGGCAGCAGCAGAGAAGUUGAAGAGGAAGGCGAUGGAGGAUGAGGCAGCAGCAGAGAAGAAAAAGAUGAAGGUGAUAGAGAGUGCUCUGAUUUAUCUGUUUCAACGCCAGGGUGAGGAGCUGCCACCAGACAUCGCUGCAGGAAUGAGUUUCGUGGAAUGAUAGAGUGAAUAGUAGAAUAUUAGGAGUGGAGAAAUUUUGCUAUGAAUCAAGCAUUUUAUUGAAUUAGACUGAGCAACUCUUUGAAAGAGAUUUCUUUUUGUUCGUAUUUUUUAUGGAUAUAUAUAUUUCCUAUUUUGC